UCAAAAAGUAAUACAUUCGCAAUACUCCAUUUUCAAAACUAGCUAAUGGGUAAUCUUCUAUCUCUUGGAGAAACUAAAGCCAUGCCAAUUGAGACAACUUUCAAUCUACCUUUGCCUCUACCCUCUUGGCCACAAUCAGAUACAAAUGGAACAGGUUUUGGAAGUGGAAGAAUAAAUCUUGGAGGUUUAGAAGUACGCCAGAUAUCUACAUUUAACAAAAUUUGGGCAAUUCAAGAAGGCGGGCCAGAUAACCGUGGGGCGUCUUUCUUUGAACCAUCGCCCAUACCUAGAGGAUACUUUAGUCUGGGUUCUUAUUGCCAACCUAAUAACCAACCUCUUUACGGUUGGGUACUUGUUGGUAAGGAUGUCGGUUGCAUCAAAUCACCAUCCCUUGCUAUCCCGGUGGACUACAAGUUGAUUUGGAGUAGCGAAAAUUCGAACCUUAAACAAGAUGGAGUUGGUUAUAUCUGGUCACCAGUUCCUCCUGAAGGAUAUAACGCUAUUGGUAAUAUCGUGACUAACUCCCGCGAUAAGCCAGGCCUUGAUAAAAUCCGGUGUGUUAGAUCAGACCUGACGGACUCUUGUGAACAUGCAAGCAUUGUAUGGGGAGGAGAUGGGAUCAAUGUCUAUAAUUUGAGACCAACAAGUAGAGGACCUCAAGCUCUCGGCGUUUCCGUUGGUACAUUUACAACCGAGAUGGGUGGAACCAGCACUCCAUCAUCAUCAACAAUGUCUUGUUUAAAGAAUAGUGAUUCAAAUUUAUCAUCAUGUAUGCCGAACCAAAACCAGAUUCAAACACUCUUUCAAACUUAUUCUCCACUAGUCUACUUUCAUCCCGACGAACCUUAUCUCCCUUCGUCUGUGAGUUGGUACUUCAACAAUGGAGUUCUAUUACACGACCGAGGUAAUGAAUCCAAUCCUGUUCCUAUUGAUUCAAAUGGUAUGAACCUUCCGCAAGGUGGUUCAAGUGAUGGAUUGUAUUGGUUAGACCUUCCUAGUGAUAAAGGAUCUAAAGAAAAGGUUAAGAAAGGAGAUUUACAAAGCUCAGAGACUUAUCUACAAGUGAAACCAAUGUUCGGCGGAACAUACACUGACAUAGCCAUCUGGGUUUUUUACCCUUUUAACGGCCCUGCGAGGGCAAAAAUCAAGUUCAUCAAUGUUAACUUAGGGAGGAUUGGAGAACAUGUUGGUGACUGGGAGCAUCUAACAUUAAGGAUCAGUAAUUUCAGUGGAGAACUUCACAGUGUUUACUUCUCUGAGCAUAGUAAAGGGAUUUGGGUGAAUUCCCCAGAGCUUGAAUUUCAAGAUGGUAAUAAACCUGUCGCGUAUUCUUCCUUGCACGGCCAUGCAUUUUAUCCGAAACCAGGGCUUGUUGUACAAGGGAAUGGUGGCAUUGGCAUACGCAACGACACCGCAAAGAGUAAAACUGUGAUGAACACGGGAGAGAGGUACGAGAUUGUUUCAGCAGAGUACUUGGGUACGAUCGUUGAACCGCCUUGGCUGAACUAUGCUAGAGAAUGGGGUCCUAAAAUUGAGUACGAUAUUGCUCGUGAGCUGAAAGGUAUUGGGAGAUUUCUUCCUGGAAAGCUUAAGGAUGCAUUUUAUAGAAUUAUGAAAGGGUUGCCAAAUGAAGUGCUUGGGCAAGAAGGGCCUACAGGUCCCAAAAUGAAAAGUAGUUGGAACGGCGAAGAACGAGUUUAAAGCUUGAUGUUUGGCAGACAUCACCAUGAAUUCAGCAUCAUUUAUUUCUUUUCUUCUGUAUCCCUGUGCCAUAAAAUUUGAUGUUCAAAAUAAAAAUUAUUUGCCAAAGAAAAAUAAUGUGAUGUAAA
Papaver somniferum (opium poppy) is the source of this 1829-nucleotide messenger RNA. RefSeq lists its product as uncharacterized. NCBI's taxonomy places the organism in Eukaryota, Viridiplantae, Streptophyta, Magnoliopsida, Ranunculales, Papaveraceae. The transcript has 3 exons. The record is from RefSeq and is a predicted model, not a curated record. The coding region runs from base 46 to 1701 and encodes 551 amino acids.